CCUCCUCCGUAGCAAAGCAAGAUGGCGACGGUCGUAGAAAGAGUUGAUGGAUGUGUCGGGUCCUUGGACUCGGACGCCGUGUCACUGAGACAGACAACCCCCCCACCGGACCAGCCGCACCAGAACAACCCUCUGCUGGGUCUGCCCAUCGUGGCCAUUGAGACGAUCCUCAACUUCCUGUCUUAUGAUGAGAUCAGCCUGCUGCGCUCGGUGUGCAAGCGUAUGGACAUGAUCUGCCAGCGCGUCCUGAAUCAGGGAUUCCUGAAGGUGGAGCGUUACCACAGCCUGUGUCAGAGGCAAGUCAAAGCCCAGCUGCCCAGGAGAGAGUCAGAGAGGAGAAACCACUCACUGGCCCGUCAUGCUGACAUCCUGGCUGCCGUGGAGACGCGCCUUUCGCUCCUCAACAUGACCUUCAUGAAGUAUGUCGACUCCAACCUCUGCUGCUUCAUCCCUGGAAAGGUAAUAGAUGAGAUUUACCGUGUGUUGCGCUACGUGAACUCCACCCGAGCCCCUCAGCGAGCUCAUGAGGUUCUGCAGGAGUUGAGGGACAUCUCCUCCAUGGCCAUGGAGUACUUCGAUGAGAAGAUCGUCCCCAUUCUGAAGAAGAAGCUGCCGGGAGCCGAUCUGUCCCGGUCGCCUCAUUGCUCUGCACCAGUGGCGGGUCCGUCUACCUCUUUGACCACCAUGUCCUUGCUGGCUAAGAACACACCUUCACGCUCUGAGAUGACCAAAGUGCAGCAGCAGGUGAAAGUGAACGGGGGGGCGUCGAUGACAGUACUGCGGAGGGAGAUGCAGGAAAUUCGGGUCAAGAGCAUUUGGAGCAGCAGAAGCAGCUGCAAGACCAGGGAGCAGAAGCUUCAGGAACAGAGCCAGGUGAUCGGUGAGCAGAACGCCCGUCUCGCAGAGCUGGAACAUAAGCUCCGUGAACUGAUGACAGCUGCUGCUGCUAUUGGAGGACCCCGGGCCCAACACGAGUGUCCCCUCACAUCCAGCAGUUCUGCCGUUUCUUUCGCCGCUGCCAGCACAUCUACUGCUGUCUUGGCAGGUGUUGGCGUGGCUGCAGCCUCACCCAGAGAGACAGAGGGUGAGGUAGGGGCAUCGCUCAAACGCACCAGAAAGAGCUCAGACCUUCCACGACAAUCCAAACGGCUGCGCAGCAAGAAAUGAGAAACUCAGUGUGCCCUUUAGUUCCGUUUCUCUUGAUUUUAAGGUCUGACUGAUCACAUCUUAUACCCAGUGCCCCGAGUCAUCAGCCAUCACCAACACACUUUAUGUGUACUGUCACACACACCUGCUGUGGUGGUGAAUUUCACAAUAGUGUUGAAUAACUCACUGCUGUCCACAGCGAAAUACUGAACCCAGAAUGGCAUUAAUGCACAUUAAUAGGGCCGACUUACUGUUAAAGAACUGUUAAAGCCUGAUGUUUCCCCUUUGUUAACACAUCACUACUGAAACAGCUCACUAGUAAAUCGUUUCACCUUUAAAAAGCUCUGUAGUUUCUAUUGUCAACAGUAGAUGGAUCCACAUGUGGUGGGACAGGGAGUUUUCAGGCAGUGGAACAGUGGAUGUGGGCCUGAGUGGGACUACAGUGUUUCUGGUAGUAAAGGAACGUGACCCAGGGAGACAGCGUGACCCGCUCGUGUUUUAUCAGGAACUGGAUGAUGAUGGAACAGAUUGAUCAUUUUAGGAUUUGGCUGCACAGUUCUUUUUGUUAGGAUGCAUUCAUUGGUGGCCCCGGCUCUGCACAGACCAUUUGUUGGCAAGUCCUUGCAAGGCUUUACUGAGUGAAGGUAUAGGCCAGUGGAUGCCACUAGAAAGGCUGUUUUUAUUGAAGGUUUCAUUAAAGUAACUGUACUUUUAAUGAGACGUGUUUUCUGACAGGCUCAUAUUUGGGAGUCAGGUUAACAGACAACGCCACCUUGCACAUGUGAUUCAUGCAUUGUGUAGUAAAAUCUACAGAGAUUUUCAUAAACAACUAAAGGUAUCAAAGUUAAACUAUGAAUUGCAAGUUUAAAACAUGGAGCUGCAUGUUUUUGGUAAUCAGUUGGUAUCAGUUACAGUAGCUUCUUUAUAAGUUUGGCAGAGUGCAAUAUGAAGUAAUUUAUUCCUUUUAGUAGCUGCAUCUAUGCUGCUCCGAUAAGUUUAAUUUAAUUCUUUUCCUAAAAGGAAGGAGGAGGAGGGCAGCGUUCAUUAGCCACAGUGGCGUGUGUUAGCUCCGCCCCCUCUCUACCUGGCAGAGGGAAACGUUUUCCUUUCCACUCUGAUCCUUUGAAAAGCAGCGGUGACCAUGGAAGCUGUGGCUCUGCUGUGUGAGCGAAAGCAGCAAAGCCUGAACCCCAAGUCCAUUGUUGGCAGUUAUGUGAUGCAUCACAGUAUGAGCUGCUCAUAUCAGGCAUAUUCAGGAGCCAGCUGGGGUCUGUAGUGUUUCUCGGGCUGCAAGCGUGUGAUUCAGCUGACACAAAUUGGGCAUCACGACCUGCUUCAAUUAUCAGUGUGUUUAUAAAAAAAAAAAAAAAAGCUGCAGCUUUUACUGGAGACACACAAGGCUGAGCUUUGCUCAGACUCACGUUUCCACUCCACUGUACACCACUGUCCACCUGUCAGCAGUAUCCACUGCUUCACCAACUGAGGGAACCUUGAAUGAAGUCAGUAACUGUAACCUGGCUGUCACUCACUAGCUUUCAGCAGCACUUUCAGCCACAUUUCCUCUGAUGUGACAGCGGACCGAACUCCUCUGCUGAUGAAGAGCUGCAGAUUCGGGUCCGGUUCCAACAGCUUCGAGGCUCAGUUCUUUUUUGAGAUGUAGGAUUUCUAGAGCGUACCUAUCACAUCACAUGAACACUCCUCUGGUAUUGAAUUGCUUGCAGCAUAAACUGUACCUGCUGGACUCACACUGGCUGUUUCCCAGGUUAUUAUUUACAGUGAGUCUGUGGACACGGAGAGAACACACCCACAAGUGCAUUGCAUAGAACCACAGUUAAAAGGUCGGCUCUCCAACUUUGUCCCAAAUGCCAGAUGAUCUUUGGUUUUUCAUCAUGUUUAAGAAAUCUUUGAGACUUCAGCACCAAUUGGAACCAGUUUUUCGGACAAGUGCACAAAUAAAUAUCAGCAGCAGGAGCUGAGGAAACGGCUUCAGACCGGCCUGCUUCCUUCGCUCCACAAACCUGUUUCUGGCCUUGAGGCUGCACUUCUGUUUCUUUGUCCCAAACCUUUCUGUUGUUUGACCCGAACCAGCACACGGCAUGAUCGUUUGGAAAUGUGUAUUAUGACGACACAGGGCAGCAAAACACAAGAGAUAUAAUCUAGUGGCUUAAUUUGAGACUGCGUCUCAGUUUAGAAAACUGUACUGUAUUCUUCAUGUACUUUAAAGUGUAGAUUGUGAAUUAUGUCAUCAUGUACGUAUGCCAAGAAAACUAUCUUUUGAGUUAGCCGAGUUGAAGCUAACUAUACGUCUGUUGCACACAUUACUGUUACCAAUGUACAAACCUAUUAAAUAUCAACUUAACAUAUUGUUGGAUCUGU
Molecule: messenger RNA, 3522 nt
Organism: Archocentrus centrarchus (flier cichlid)
Lineage: Eukaryota; Metazoa; Chordata; Actinopteri; Cichliformes; Cichlidae
Gene: fbxo28
Product: F-box protein 28
Biological process (GO): protein polyubiquitination
Molecular function (GO): protein binding
Source: RefSeq, a predicted model, not a curated record